CAAAGCCUGGCGCACAGCGAGAGAGAGAGAGAGAGAGAGAGAGAGAGAGAUGGCGAGCAGCUUGGUUUCUUCCUCGCUGGUGUUGAAGCCAUCCCUCACAGGAGCGUGCAGGCCACAAGCCAAAGGCCUGCCUUCCCUCGCCAGACCUUCUUCUUCGAACCUCAAAGUUAUGGCCAGCAAAGCCAGGAAGAUCAAGACAGACACUCCGUACGGACCUGGAGGUGGGAUGAGCCUGGCCAAUGGUCUUGAUGCAUCUGGAAGGAAGCCUAAGGGAAAGGGUGUUUAUCAAUUUGUCGACAAAUAUGGAGCUAAUGUUGAUGGCUACAGUCCAAUCUACUCUCCAGAAGAAUGGUCUCCUGGUGGUGACGUCUAUGUUGGAGGGAAAACUGGCCUCCUAAUAUGGGCUGUGACACUACUUGGACUGCUAGGUGGGGGAGCUCUUUUAGUUUACAAUACCAGUGCUCUGGCUCAGUAGGAUGUUAAUAACAAGCCUUGUAUUAUAAGUUUUCUCAGAACUUAUAUUGAAAACUAGUAUUUUCGCUGCAAUCUGUAAUCUUUUAUGUGAUAUUGCUCUUUUUGGGACAGGGUUGAAUGCUAUAGCUUAUUAAUCGAUGCCUCAA
Dendrobium catenatum is the source of this 620-nucleotide messenger RNA. RefSeq names its product photosystem II 10 kDa polypeptide, chloroplastic. Gene Ontology annotation, biological process: photosynthesis. Gene Ontology annotation, cellular component: thylakoid membrane; photosystem II oxygen evolving complex; photosystem II. Lineage: Eukaryota; Viridiplantae; Streptophyta; Magnoliopsida; Asparagales; Orchidaceae. The transcript has 5 exons. Bases 50 to 475 code for a protein of 141 amino acids. The record is from RefSeq and is a predicted model, not a curated record.